ACAUUCGACCUUUUUGUCAUUCUAGUUUGGAACCUUCAUUCAGAAAUCGUAUGGUAACAAAAAGUAUUCCGUUUUAUACAUCUUUUGGUAGAUCGCUUUUGUACUUUCAUAAAUUUGGAAAAGUUGAAUAAUUGCAACUGCGGAUUAUGUCAGAAACAUUCAUCAGCAGGGAGAAGUUCGAAAUCCCAGCAGCAAUAUCGAACGAAAGUCUCACUUGGCUUCAAAACGUUCCCGAAAUUGAGCAGGAAAAACGGAUGGAGGUUGAGGUUUCUGAGGAAAGGGACAGCACGUUGGAAAUUCAAGAGUUAACUGGGGAAAACAUCGAGAUUUCAGAGGUGUCGGAGGAAACUGAGAAAGUUUCAGAGGAGGAAUUUAAUCAGGACAUUGAAGUACCAGAAAAGAACAAAGACUCCCUAAAGAAUACCAGCAUUUUAGAUGAUGAUGAUUAUCUGAUUUCUGGAUCCUCCUUCACGUCCUGUUGUUCCUUCAAAUAUAUUCGACACUCGAUCCUUUCUAGAAAGGAACGUGACGCCUCCACAUUCAGCUUGGAUAGUGGCAUUGAUAUCGAAUCCUUAGAGAAUCCCUGUCAGAAUCGGGUUCGGUAUCAUUCUCAAGAUCAGUUAGAAGAGAAGCCCUCUUGUGGAGAAGAUACAGACGAUAAUAGCUCUACGGUUAAGAUCGUAAUGGAGAAAAGGACACUUCACUUCACCCCCGAGAAUAGCGUUUGCGACUACGAAAUUAGUAUAGACGAAGUUUACGAACGAUUCUCGACUUGGUUUAGUCGUGCCGAAAUAGAUUUAUCAUUUUCCAGUUUUAUGCAGGUGGAUGAGGACCUCGAUGGUUAUAUAUGUCUGGCAGAACUGAAGAGAUUCCUGGAGAAAAUCGACAUACCACAAACCCAUUUGGCUGCUAAAAAUCUUAUGACCCAUGUGGUGGAUGAUCACGAGGGACGGCUCAACUUUUGCCAGGCUCUAAUCAUACAUGCGACUCUAUUGAACCGCCUGGAACUACGAAAGUGGAGACUACAAAAUCAGGAAAGGGAACGUUUGGCUAAAAGUGAUGCUGUGGACGUGUCUCAGGUGGGUGUUAGUGGUGCAAAGCAGUUUUUCGAAGCCAAGAUAGCCAUGCAAACGGAUUGCUUUGCCCUGACUUCGGAUCCGCCAUUGGUCAAAGUUCAAGUCAACAAUGCUCCAACUUGUCAAAUCCCUGUCUCCAAGAGGGGGCAAUACGGAACUGCUGCUGCCUUAUUCAAACAACUCGAAAGCGAAAAAUAAUCAAUACUCUGGGACUUAGAAGCCUUCAAUUCGAACUCUUCCAUCCUGACUCAAGAGUGUUGUGUCCAAAAUUUCAAGUUAUAAAUUUCACGUUUUAUCAGAGACUGACCUUGUAUCUACCCUAUAACUUCCCAUAAAUCAUUUGCCAAUAAAAAGCGAUCCAGGAA
Molecule: messenger RNA, 1441 nt
Organism: Drosophila eugracilis
Lineage: Eukaryota; Metazoa; Arthropoda; Insecta; Diptera; Drosophilidae
Exons: 1
Coding region: 147-1274 (375 amino acids)
Molecular function (GO): calcium ion binding
Source: RefSeq, a predicted model, not a curated record